CGACGGAGAGCAACAUGAUUUUGUCUAUAAUAUUGAGUUUACUAGCGAUACCCUCAGGCGUAAUAUUUUACUUGAAAUGGAUUGCAACUUUGAUUGUAAUACGGUUGUAUAAGAGAUUCCAUCGCAGAAGACUAGAUGUGUAUGACAUAAAUGCAAGAAAAGAUCCCGAAAAGUUAGGAUUCUUGGCACCUAAUAUAGAAAUACAACUAGAGUCGCCAUAUCCAGAAUCUCAUUUAGUAACUGCUGCUGACGAAAUCUUUUUCUACGGAGUAAAUUCGAGCAGCGAAUGUUUGAUUGCUAGGAUAGCAAGAGGUGGUGGUGGAGAGGCCGAGGCAUGGAUAUACCUGAAGUUGAAAGACGGACGAACUUACCAUCUCAAAGAAACUUCCGGAUACGAACGGAACCUGGGAGAAAGGGUAUUCAGCUGUGGAGGGCUGCAGAUGUCUUUCGAGGCGCCCAUGAGAAGGUGGAGGAUAGUCUACAAUGGACUUCUCAGAUGGAAAGCUUCUUCUGACAUAUGCGACCUUACUUCGGAUAUGCAUGAUUCUUUGACCGCGAAAUCCAUCGCCAAAGCAAGUUGGAAAGUUCCCUUCAUGCCGCCCAUCAACGAAAUAUUUGAUAUCCUCAUCCGCUUUACAGGCAUUCCAUUGACAGUAAAAUUCAGUGAAGAAAUAUCCCAAGUUCCUGAAAUAUCGGGUGGAAAAGGAGCCUCACUAGGAAAGCUCACGAAACUCAGCGAAGAAGAUAAAACGUUCGUUGUUCCAAACGGCAUUGUUGUGACCACAUCUGCAUAUUCAGAAUUUCUGACACGAGAAAUUGAAGAUGAGAUUCGAGAUUUAGAAGAUAUUGCUUAUGGAAACGUUAAGGGUGACGUAAGCAAAGCGUGUGAAAAAGUUUCUGCAAUCGUAGUUAGGACAUCGUUACCAGACAAAAUUUGUAAUGAGAUUGAAAAGCAACUCAAUACUCUAUUCGACAACAAAAUAAAUCUUCAUAAGUUUGCUGUGCGGUCUUCGGCUACAGGGGAAGAUACCGAGCAAAUGUCUGCUGCUGGACAAAUGGACACCUUUUUAGGUGUACAUGGAUUGAAAGAGAUUUUCACUUCAAUCAAGAAAUGUUGGGCGUCUCAGUUUGGAUACAUAGCUGUUGAAUACAAAAGGCGUUAUGGACAACCGCUGAACUCACCAAUGGCAGUUGUAAUACAGGAAAUGGUGGCAUGCGACGUGGCUGGAGUCCUUUUUACAUGUGAUCCUUUGACAAGCAACCCAUCUUUGAUUACGAUUACUGGAAACUAUGGACUUGGAGAGACUGUUGUUUCGGGAUCAGAAGAACCAGACACAGUGACUCUUCAGAGAGAAAACGGUGGAGUUUCCAUUAAAAAUAUGACCCUUGGUGCUAAGAAUCGCCGAAUCGUCAUGCAAGGGGAUGGCGGUGUUAUAACUGAAGAUGUGCCGGAAGAGGCUAAAGAUAAAUGUUGCAUACCUGAAGUAAUGGCAAUAAAGUUAGGAAAGUUAGCAAUAAAGAUUGAAAAGUACUACAAAUCACCAAGAGAUAUAGAAUGGGGAAUUUGUGAUAAAGACGUCUAUAUUUUACAGUCCCGUCCAGUGACAAGUGGCGCGUUGGAAACCGAUUUCGAGAUCAAACAUGAAUUUGAUUCUCCACUGCGAUGUGAAUUGGAAUCAUUUUCCAAAGCCAACGUCGGGGAAGUUUUGCCGGGAGCAACAUCACCUUUGGGAAUAGAUCUUAUUUUUAAUUACUUUCGGGUCGUUUUCCAGCAUGAAGCUAAAGGCAGAUCCGUUGUCAACACCUUCUUAUGGAACAAUUAUUUUCCAUCCGGUAUGGUGCAUUUCUACAACCAAGUGUUUAUGAUGGUCGCUGAUAUGCUGAGUCGGCUGGGCAAACCGGAAUCUCUGAUGUCCCAGGGCACAAUGAUCGGUAUCUUCGGAAGAUUGCUGGACGAUGAAGAAACUUUCCAGGUGGCAGAAGAAAGGUACGAACAAAUUGACAAAGUGGCCCCAAUGACGCUGAGAAAGAUGAUCAAAAACUUAUUUUUCGGAUUUGCAGGAUCAGAAAAGAUAAAAAACCAUGUUACAAAUUUCUCCUUUCCCACUACAGAACUGAAAAACUCCCGAGAAAUGUUUCAAACCAUAACAAAGUCAUUUUCAGAGUUCAAUGAUGCCUUUGAAAUUCACAUGCGAUGUUCUGAAGGAUCAAUGAUGUGGAACAUGUUCUUAUUCAAUUUGUUGGGAAAGAACAAAGGAAGAUUUGAUAAUGAUGUAUACGGUGAUUUUGCUCGACUUUUAUCAUCGUCAUCUAAUGUUGAAAGUGCUGACGUACCAGCAGCGAUGAAGGAAUUAGCCAGAUGGAUUGUGCAAGAAAAAAAAAGCGAAGAAUUUAAAGCAAUGCCAGUGGAGGAUGCUUUAAAAUGGCUUGAAUCUUCAAGCAGUGUAGCAGGGUACAAGUUCCGGAUGUUCUUAAAGAGACAUGGGCACAGGUGCUUGAAAGAGUUUGACAUCCGAUCAAAGCCUUGGGGAGACGACCCAAAAUCGCUCAUCCAGCUUUUGCAGAAUCUUUCUGCAAGUUGUGAAGAAACAUCAAGAAAGUCGGAUGACAGCUAUGAUAAAAUAUUUUCCGAAUUGAACACUCCACUGGGCUUUAAAUCAAGAUGUCUGAUUCGGUUCCUGCUUCCUAAUUGCCGAAGAGCCGUUGGAGAAAGAGAACAAUGCAAAUCGAUGCUUAUCAAGGCCAUAGACAACUGGAGAAAAGGUUUUCUUCAUCUCGGCAAACUGAUGGUCUCGGAAGGUCGCAUUCCUGACCAUGAUUUCAUUUUUUUCCUCACGUUGAAUGAACUUCGAGAGCUGCUUGAAACCAGAUCUCCGAAAAUAAUGGCAAAGGUUAUUCGUAGACGGAAAUUGCACCCAACACUGGAUAAAUACAUGUUUCCUGAAAUGGUUAAAGGUGUUCCUCAACCGAUGAAUGACGAAACAAAUAUGAACUUUGAAAAUGUAGCAGAUUUGACAAUGAAAGGUAUCCCUGUCAGUCAAGGCGUUACAAGAGGUUACGCUAGAGUGGCAUUGUCUCUCGAAGAAGCGGCACAUUUGAAGCCUGGCGAAAUACUGAUCACUUAUAGCACGGAUAUCGGCUGGAGUCCAUAUUUCCCUAUUCUUUCCGGCGUGGUUACAGAGCUCGGCGGCCUCAUAUCACACGGUGCUGUAGUGAGUCGUGAAUAUGGGUUACCCUGCGUGGUUGGACUUCAUGGAGCUACCAGGCAAUUUCAAACGGGUGAUUUUGUUUUGUUGGAUGGCAACAAAGGAAUUCUACAGAAACUUCCAAAACCGGAACCAAGUGAAAAUAUUCAAAGUUGAUAUGUGCUCAAAGCACAGAACGUUUUGCAGGAGAAAAAAAAAUGUGAUUUUUCUCAUACGCUGGUAAAACUUAUAAAAUAUACAUUUCUUGUACAUUUAUUUUUACUGUAUGUGCAAUACUUACUUAAUAGCCAAAAAAGUAAAAAAGUAAAGCUCAACAAAUGGAUUUUACUUGUAUUAUUUU
Uloborus diversus is the source of this 3546-nucleotide messenger RNA. Its product is annotated as prodigiosin synthesizing transferase PigC-like. Gene Ontology annotation, biological process: phosphorylation. Bases 15 to 3362 code for a protein of 1115 amino acids. The transcript is spliced from 33 exons. NCBI's taxonomy places the organism in Eukaryota, Metazoa, Arthropoda, Arachnida, Araneae, Uloboridae. The record is from RefSeq and is a predicted model, not a curated record. Gene Ontology annotation, molecular function: kinase activity; ATP binding.